AUGCAAGAGAAUGAGAAUGAGGAGAAAAAAAACAUGAGUGUUUCUCUAACGAUCGACUUCUCCGAACACCAAAUCCAUGGUACCGAUAAUGGCAACAGCAUCGGCCAACAAGUUACCUCUAGCAAUGUGGUCAAAGGCACCCAAGUGAGCAAAACCAGGAGCUCUGAUCUUACAUCUGUAUGGUCUCUCAGAGCCAUCAGACACGACGUAAACAGCCAUCUCACCCUUAGGAGCCUCAAUGGCAGUGUAGGUCUCACCUUGAGGAACAGCGUAACCCUUGGUGAACAACAAGAAGUGGUGGAUCAAGGCCUCCAUAUCCUCCUUCAUCGCGGAUCUUGGAGGUGGAGAGAUCUUGUAGUCCUCAACCUUGACUGGGCCCUCAGGCAUAUCGUUGAUACAUUGUUCAAUGAUUCUCAAGGAUUGUCUGAACUCAGUCAUUCUACACAAGUAACGGUCGUAACAGUCACCGUUGUAACCAACAGCCACAUCGAAGUCCACGAGCUCGUAAGCAUCGUAUGGUUGAGCCUUUCUGAUAUCAUAUGGGAUACCGGAGCCUCUAAGCAUAACACCAGACAAGGAGUAGUUCAAAGCAUCAUCGGCGGUAACAAUACCAACAUCAACAGUUCUGUCCUUCCAGAUACGGUUGUCAGUACACAACUCUUCGGUCUCAUCGAUUCUGUCACCGAAUUGGGUGGCCCACAUGUAGAUAUCGUCCAACAAGCCAGCUGGCAAGUCCUGGGAAACACCACCUGGUCUGACGUAGGCAGCGUGCAAUCUAGCACCGGAAACACGUUCGUAGAACUCCAUCAACUUCUCUCUCUCCUCGAAACCCCACAAGAACGGAGUCAAACCACCCACAUCCAUAAUGUGGGUCAACACAGACAUACAGUGGUUCAACACACGGGUGAUCUCACCAAACAAGGUACGGAUAUACUUGGCUCUCAAAGGAACCUCAACAUUAAGAAGCUUCUCCACAGCAAGCGCGAACACCAACUCGUUGGUCAUCAUGGAGACGUAGUCCAAACGGUCAAAGUAGGGCAAAGCUUGCAUGUAUGUCUUGGAUUCAAUCAAUUUCUCGGUACCACGAUGAAGCAAACCAACGUGAGGGUCCGAACGGACAACCUCCUCACCUUGCAACUCCAAAAUCAAACGCAACACACCGUGUGCGGCUGGAUGCUGUGGACCGAAGUUGAUGGUGAAGUGUCUGAUCUUGGUGUUCUGCUUGUCGACCAAGUGGGGGUCGUCGUCGUUACGCCACGUCAUGUCCACCUCGUCCAUCGACUCUGUGAACGUUGUUUUGUUGAAGAUCAAGCCGUCGUCGGUGACUUUCUGGGGGAUUUGACCCAUGGCACUCUUCCAGGCUUUGUUGGGAUCUUCCGGGGCGCUGGCACACAAUCUGGCGGCCGCCGAGAGGUAUCUGGCAGGAGAAGCCGAGGCAGCCACGGAGGCUUUGGCCAAGGUUCUGAAGGAGAGCAUUGUGGCUGGGGUUGGUGGGAGUGUUUGUGCUAG
Molecule: messenger RNA, 1509 nt
Organism: Australozyma saopauloensis
Lineage: Eukaryota; Fungi; Ascomycota; Pichiomycetes; Serinales; Metschnikowiaceae
Exons: 1
Coding region: 1-1509 (502 amino acids)
Source: RefSeq, a predicted model, not a curated record